ACUACAUUUGGAUUGGUGCAUGCCGGCGUCUCCGCUCAUGGAGUCUGGGAUGCCCACCGAUCAAAUCUCCUCGAUUGCAGGAACCUCUUCAGCCUGGCAACACUGUGGAGAUGUUGAGAUGCACAGCCCGAGCGAUGGCUCAUCCAAAACACACGCCAGCCAGCUUUUUAACGUGUCAGUCACGUCGUUUCCAGGUCCCCUAUUAUCAACACUUCAUUCUACACCACUAAAAACACUCAAGUCGCGAAGAAACAUUCACCCUGAACUGUCUCCUGGUGCUCUCCAAGGACCAAGCAAACGAAUGCCAGCACGUAAAAGAGAACUGCAGGUUGAUCCAAACAAGUUUUCAAGGUUUGUGGUGAUUUUUAUGAAGUCUUUGGUUGGAGCUAUGGCAUUAUUGUGCUUCGUGUGGACAAUUUGGCUCAUAUUGUUGACAAUUAAACCAAAUGAGACGGUCAACUGGGUCAUGAAGACGGAAACCUUCGAUGACGGCUCGUUCUGGUUAAUGGUUGACCCUCCAAUUGAAAUGGCUUCGCUGUCUGUAUGUGGAUUUUUGCUAGUGGCGAUUGGAUAUGCUUCGGUAUUUGUAAAGGUUAUUCAACAGCCAAAGCACACGAGAUUAGUCAGACAUGCAUCUCGGCUGGAAUCCAUGACUACAAAUUUGCGCAAAGAUAUCAUUUCUAGCGCAAGUAAGCAGCGCGAAAACAAGGUGACGACGGUCCUCGCUCACUCGGUAUUGCUACUGGUCAAAGACGAUAGUGUGGCUGUGAAGAUCGUGCGAGUCUGGAUAAAAUUCGCCGACCUCGCAAUCGAGUCGCUUAUUCUAUACCAGAUCCUAGAGGAGGGCUCACCCUCUCUGCUAGUAGCGGUGUUUUCUACCAUUGUAGGGAUGAAUGCGUUGUCAUGUGCGCUUAUGAUGUUUCUUCCGAAUGACCAAACAGGACUGAGCGAAAUUAUCGUCGAUACACUAUUUGACUUUCUGGUUGCGGUGGGUUAUCCAAUUCUAAUGGUUAUUUACUGCCUAUCAACAUUUGGACUUGAUCACGCAAAAAUUGCGAUUAACUUGAAAGUUUUUCCUGCUGGGUAUUUCGAGAGGAAUGCAAGUGUUAUCGCAGAUCCAGUGCAGACAGACAUCAUCUACAAAACUCUAAAGUCCCUUCAAAUUUUCACGUUACUGGACUUCACUCUACGAGUCGGAGUUCACGUGGUUUUCUCAUAUCGAUUGUCUCGAGUGGCUGAUCUUAUACGUGACUCAAGUAGGAGACCCGCACGACUGUAUCCAAAGCGACAUUUUCUAUGCACCAUGGCAUUGGUUGUAUUCGCAGUUAUCCUAGCCAUAUUUGUUCAGAAAAGCAUGUGGACAUCCGCAAUGGCCUGUCAGCGCCAUCUUGAGUGCGCUGUCAAAGCUCAUCGUUGGAUUAUUGUAGAUCAAGAUUCAAUGACUCAGUGUCCAUGUUUGGUCCUUAUUGACGGUGAUCUGGCACCCAAAACAUUUGAGAGUUGGCAGCAACCUGAGGAUGUGACUCUCAAAGUCACACAGCUAGCUACGACAGGAGACCUACGUACAAUUCAACUCACGAAUCGAUAUUUUCCGACGUUACCGGAGCAGUUGCGACGAUGCAGUAGAAUGCGGCAUUUAUCACUCGUUUACACGCACACUGACACGCUCCCCGCUUGGAUCAAAGAAUAUACCCAUUUGGAGUAUCUGUAUGUCGAGGGGACAUUUGACAGCUCACUGGUCGAACUUCCGCCGGAUAUGCUCGAUGAGAUGCCAUUGUUGACGUUUAUUCACUUGGGGAUGCAUCUACGACUGCAAAGGCUGCCUUCGUUCAACGGCCUGAAGAACCUGAAAGCACUCACAUUGGCUCUGUUUGUCUCGCUAGUUGAGUUGCCCUCGUUCGACAAUUUGUCCAACUUGGAGCGCUUGGUGCUAACCUACGUACCACGUAUUGAAAUUCUCCCUGAUCUGAAGGCAGUGCAGAAGCUCAAAGCCUUCUCGGUUAACGAUCGCGGGGGUUGGUGCUGCAAUGGAUUUCUCGGUGAAUGUAAUCUGCAAGACCCUUUUUGUGCUGCCCACCCCUUUUGGGGAAUACCUCCAGCCUCAUGUUUACCAUCGAGCAGAACUGCAUCGAGUGAGACUAUAGCGGUGGUUGAUAAGUUCCCUUCUACUGUCUGUAAGCCUGUGGAAUCGAGAUCUCCGGGGCCAGGUUUUCCAUCUCCAGACACUAUCUCCCAGUGUGAUGGUGUUCUUUAUCGCAAAUGUCAUCUGCCUGGGGUCGAAGAAGCCAUGUGCUACAAUGCAAGAUUCAUGGCAAUCUUCUGCAUGCCUGAUCCGUUAGUGAUCGAGAUGCGACGACGUCAAAUUCAGCUGGGUGUGGGAGAUCUAUGCAAUCCCGACCAAGAAGCCUGGUUGGGAUGUCUGUAG
This is a messenger RNA of Phytophthora nicotianae INRA-310, 2425 nucleotides long. RefSeq lists its product as hypothetical. The coding region runs from base 20 to 2425 and encodes 801 amino acids. The transcript has 5 exons. The record is from RefSeq and is a predicted model, not a curated record. NCBI's taxonomy places the organism in Eukaryota, Oomycota, Peronosporomycetes, Peronosporales, Peronosporaceae.